Molecule: messenger RNA, 804 nt
Organism: Medicago truncatula (barrel medic)
Lineage: Eukaryota; Viridiplantae; Streptophyta; Magnoliopsida; Fabales; Fabaceae
Exons: 2
Coding region: 1-804 (267 amino acids)
Source: RefSeq, a predicted model, not a curated record
AUGCCUCCAAUAGAGUUUUUUGUCCAAGUAUAUUACGACGGCCAUGUUCAAAGGACAGACACAGAAGGUGUUGCAUUUUCAUGCAAUAAUUCAUCCUUGUUUAAAGUGAAAAAAAACAUCAAACUGGAUGGACUUAUCCAAUGUAUCCAGAAAAAGAUUCAACCAGACAACUCCAAGAGGGUGGUGGAUCUUGUUUAUCGAUACCCUACAACUCUUGCACAAGGACUUGUCUGGUAUGAGUCAUUAAAUCUUGUAGGAUAUGACGAUGUUCAGAUGAUGUUUGACAUGUUCAUGAAAUGUAAGCGUCUUGGUAUUUCAACAAUGGAGGUUUACGCAGUUGACCUCAACUCAUCAUUCCCUCUAGACAACCAAAAUGAUGGUGUUCGUGUCAAUGUUGUGGCUGGUGUCCAUGGCGAAGAAGUUGGUGAUUUUAGUGAGAAUGAAGAUGACAUUCUUGCCCAGCAUGCUGUCAAUGACGAUGAGGACAGAGACAUUCAUUUCUUUGACCCUCCCUUACACUUUCGUGAUGUGACCUCCAACGAUACAGAACAUGUUGAAGAUGAAUUUGUCCACUCUAUGUCCCGAAACCAAUCUUACCUUAUUCCAGAACCUGGCAACUUACAAGAGGGAAUGCAAUUUCCUAUGAAUGAAAUGGCAAUAUGGUGCGUAAAAGAAUACCAUAUGAAUAAGACCCCAGACUUUGUGGUUGAACACUCUGAUACCACUAGAUGGAUUGUCCAUUGUCCCAUCGAAAAUUGUAUGUGGAGAUGUAGAGUUAUACUCAGCAAGAAAUCACAUGUCUGA